AUGGGGACAACUGACGUGAGAGUCGAUGUGAAGCUAAAUAAGCAGAUUUGGAGCCGAGGUAUCAGGAGUGUGCCGAGGAGGGUUCGUGUUCGUAUUGCACGGAAGAGGAACGACGAGGAAGAUGUUAAGGAGGAGUUCUACUCUCUAGUCACUGUUGCCGAAAUUCCGGCAGAGGGGUUGAAGGGGUUGGGCACUAAGGUUAUUGAGGAGGACGAAUGA
Messenger RNA from Linum trigynum, 219 nucleotides. Lineage: Eukaryota; Viridiplantae; Streptophyta; Magnoliopsida; Malpighiales; Linaceae. The record is from the annotation of a GenBank genome assembly.